AAGCCUAAACAGCAUUUGGCAGUCACUGGGUCGAGGCAGUAGAGGAGCAUCAAGCACUGCACCAGCGCACUGCUGGAAGGAUCUAUUACAUUGCAACGAAAAAAAAGAAAAAAGAAAUCCGCAAGCGGCACAGGGUGACCAGACUGGGAACAGGGAACAGAGCUGAGAGCACUGAGGACCGGGAGCAGAGCCUUGUGAAUCAACAGAGCUCCAGAGGACGCAAAGAUGUGGAAGAAGGCAAAGGUGACCGACCAGACUGCCGCUGGGCAGGCAGGCAUCAAGAAGAAGUCCAAAGUGCCCGGCGUCAUGAUAACGCAGUUUAAGGAGGAACUUCCAGAGGGAAUGUCAACUCCAGACUUCACCCGCAAACCCAUCGCUCUGACUAUUCAAGAGGGUAAACUUGCAGUCUUUAAAGCCAAAAUAGUGGGAACUCCCACUCCUGACGUGACAUGGAGCAGGGUGAAAGGAGAGCUCACUUUUCUCCCUGACGUGUGCCUGCAGAAGUACGAUGAUGCAUCUCAGGAACACACGCUGGAGUUUCCAAAAGUUGCCCCGGAGGAUUCCGACACCUACAAGUGUUUUGCAACUAAUGAACAUGGAAGGGCUGUUUGCACUGUUGUCUUGAAUGUUAUUGAAGUUGGAUUCUCCAAGACCAAGGAACUUCAAAUGACACAAGGAAAAGAUAUAACCGACUUGAGAAAAGGCCUUAAAAAACGUAAACCUGACGGAACGCGGGAGGAGAAGCAAAUGGAGCCGGAGGAGAAGGUCUGGGAGAUUCUGAUGAGCGCAGACAAGAAAGACUAUGAGCAGAUCUGCAUUGACUACGGCAUCACCGACUUCCGAGGAAUGUUGAAGAAACUCAAUCAGAUGAAGAGAGAGAGGGAGGAGGAGAUAGCGGAGUUUGUGACACAUAUCAGUACGCUCAAACACAUCGAGGUCAACGACCACGACUGUGCAACAAUCGAGCUGGUCAUGGACCUCAAAGAUCCUGCCAGCAAACUGUUCCUGUAUAAGGAUGGCGUCAUGAUUCCUUUCUCCACCGAUGAAAGCGAUGACACGAAGCAUAGCUUGAAACAAGUGGGCAAGAAAUUCGUAUUCAAAAUUCAAGGAUUAGGUUCAGGCGAUGCUGGACUCUACUCGGUGGAUGUCGGGGGCGUCAAUGUAUUUUCCACAGACUUUAAAGUCCCUGAAGUGGACUUUGCUGUGAAAAUACAUGAGGUCAAGGCAGAGGAACGAGAGGACGCCCUUUUCCAAUGUGUCCUGACUGCCCCCAUGAACGAGAUCAUAUGGUACGGUAAAAGCGCCCCGCUGUCAAAGAGUGAGAAACAUGAAAUCAGUGCAUCUGAAGAUAAGCUUAUCCACAAGCUGAUUGUGCGGGACUGUCUGCCUCUGGAUGCUGGGAUCUAUGCUGCUGUGGCCGGGGUCAAAUCAUGCAAUGCCUGGCUUGUGGUUGAAGCUAACAAAGAGCCUGCCAACAAGGGGAAGAAGGCAGCUCGUAAGUCUACUAUGGCUGGAGCCUGUGACGACGAAGAACUGAUCAGAAUAGCUAAAGAGCAGCAGGAAAGAUACCAGAAAGAAAUGGCAGAAAAACUGGAAAAGGCCAAAAAGGCUCAAGAAGAGAGAGAAGCUGCAGAAGCCAUCGCUCAAGCGGAGGCACAAGCAGCUAGAAAGGCAGCAGCUGAGGCGAAAGCUGCGGCCAAGGCUGCGGCCAAGGCUGCUGCGAGGUCGAGGAAGGCAGCAGCCGGUAAGGAUGGAGCUGAACAGAAAAAAACUAAGAGAAAAGACGUGGGUGCUGCAGGCUCCACUGCAGAUGGUGCCGGAGGGGCCAGUGGUCCUGGUGGUGCAGGCUCUGGUACAGAUGGUGCUGGAGGUGCCGUUGGUGUCGGUGAUGCCGGUGGUGCUGGAAGUGCUGGAGCUGGUGGAGGAGCUGGUGGGGCUGAAGCAGGAGCCGGUGGUGCGGCUGGAGCUGGAGGUGGGGAAGAAGAUUUUGAGGAUGAAGACGAAUACGAUUCAUUUGAAGAUUCUGAUGCUGAGGGAGAAGGAGGAGAAGGAGGAGAAGGAGGAGUAGGAGGAGUAGGAGGAGCAGGAGGAGCAGGAGGAGCAGGAGGAGCAGGAGGAGCAGGAGGAGGAGAAGGAGGAGAAGGAGGAGAGGGAGGAGAAGGAGGUGGAAAAGGAAAACGCAGGAAACGCGUGAGAGAGGGUCCACUUGUUCCAGAAACAGUCAUAGGAGAUAAUAAUGACGACGAAACCACAAAUCAAGAAGGUGAAAAUUCUGGGAAGAAAGGAACACGUUCAAAAAGGAGAAUUGUGGAAGUUGAAGAACCUGUUGUUGAUCCAGGAGUUCACUUUCAUGCUGGCCUCUCGGACUGCAAAGCCAUUAUGGGAGAAGCAGCAGAGCUGGAGUGCAAAGUGAGCAGAGAGGAGUGUCAGGGAAGCUGGUACAAAGACGGAGAAGAGAUUCAAUCAUCGGAGGGUAUAACCAUUUCAAAAGAAGGAACCUUCCACAGGCUGAAAAUUCACAAAGUAACAGAGGAAUUCGGUGGAAAAUAUAAAUUUGAAGCAGAUGGACGUAAAACAGAGGCCAUCAUUCUUGUUGAAGAUCCACCGAGGUUUGAUGCUGAGGAACUGAAAGCAUUUAUAACUCCUAUCACAGUGAAAAAGGGACAAAAGGCAAUCUUCAAAUUACCUUAUAUUGGACAGGAUCCUAUCAAAGUUCAAUGGUACCUCGAUGGUGAAGAGCUAAUGGAUGAAUCAAAUAUCAAGAUUGAGCACACAGAGGGGUGCAGCCGCCUGCUUCUCACCAAGCUGCAGCGCAAAGACAGUGGUGAAAUCAAGAUGAAACUCAAAAAUGAGUUCGGCACUGUUGAGGCCUUAACCCAACUUCUUGUCCUGGAUAAACCUACUCCCCCAAUGGGACCUCUGGAGAUCGUUGAGGCCUGCUCCUCCUCUGUUGAAUUCAAGUGGAGACCCCCAAAAGACAGUGGUGGCUGCAAGAUAGGAAACUACAUCCUUGAUCGGCAGCAAGUCGGACGCAACACCUGGAAGAAGGUGGGGCCAAUUGGCUCGGAGGCCCAUUACAAGGACACUGAUGUAGACCAUGGCAGGAGGUACUGCUAUCGCAUGAGAGUGGAGACUGAAAUGGGCACCAGUGAGCUGAUGGAAACAGAAGACAUUCAAGCUGGUACAAAAGCGUACCCUGCUCCUCCAUCGGCACCAAAGGUUGUCAGCGCCUUCAAGAACUGCGUCAACCUCUCCUGGACUCCUCCCGCCGACACCGGAGGAACUAAUAUCCUGGGAUACAACGUUGAGAAACGCAAGAAGGGCAGCAACCUGUGGGGCCAAGUCAACCCAGCCGAUGAAAUGAUCAGAGCCAAGGUCUAUGGUGUCAAAGACGUGGUUGAGGGCAUGGAGUACGAAUUCCGCGUGGCAGCAAUUAAUGACUCUGGAGCGGGUGAAUACAGUUCACCAUCUGAGUUUGUGUUUGCCAGAGACCCUAAAAAGCCUCCUGGUAACAUCAUUGACUUCAAAGUGACAGAUUCCACCUACACAACCCUGUGCCUGUCUUGGACCAAACCCAAGGAAAUUGAGGGGGUUGAGGAUGAAGCCAAGGGAUAUUUUGUGGAGAUCAGACCGGCAGAAAACACAGAGUGGGAUCGCUGCAACGCAAACGCAACAACCAUGACUUCCUACACAGUGAAAAGCAUGAAGUCAAUGGCCAUGUACUGGGUAAGAGUACAUGCCACUAAUGAUGGAGGAGACGGACCGUAUAAGGAACUCGACAACUACGUCCUCGCUAUGCCUCCUCCUGUGAGGCCACGAUUGACAGAUGCAAAAAUCAAGAGUUUCAUGGUGGUGAGAGCCGGAAAUUCCGCUCGAAUCAACAUCAACUUUGAGGCCUCCCCUUGGCCUGAGGUCAUCUGGCUGAAAGACGGAAUACCCGUGUCUAAAAAAGUGACCAUCAGCAACGCAGAGGCCACAUCCCAGCUCCUGAUUCCGUCUUCCGAGCGCGCAGACACCGGAAUCUACACAAUCAUCGUCAAGAACAUUGUUGGCCAAGAAACAUUCAGCAUUGAAAUUAGAGUCACAGAUGAACCUAAGCCGCCCGGUCCUGUGGAGCUGGAUGAAAACGUUCCCGGCACCGUGACGAUUUCAUGGGACGCAUCUCCAGAUGAGAAACGUGACGACAGGCUGCACUACAUGGUGAUGAAGCGGGAUUCAAACAAAAGAGCCUGGCACACCAUCGCAGAUCACAUCUUCAACAAUAAAUUCACGGCCUGCAACAUCCUGCCAGGCCGGGAAUACCAGUACAGGGUCUAUGCGAAGAACGACAUGGGCUCGUCCAAACCGUCGGAAUCAACAAAGUGGCUGAUUCAUGCCAAAAAACAUAAGUUCACUUUGACCAUGCCGGAGUCGAAGACCUGUAAUCUGCAGUGCGCUCCGAAGUUCCUGGUCCCACUGAAACUGCACACCGCUCCUCAAGGGUACGAGUGCUACAUGAGCUGCGCUGUGAAAGGAGACCCCACGCCUCAUGUUACAUGGCUCCGCGACAACAUCAGUCUGAAUACCAACACUAACUACUUCAUCUCCAACACCUGUGGCGUGUGUUCUCUGCUCAUACUGAGGGUCGGAUCCCAUGACAUGGGCGAGUACAAGGUUGUUGCAGAAAGCUCCUUGGGGAGGGCAGAGUGCUCCACUAAACUGACAGUCAGAGAAUAAAACAACACAUCAUGAAGAUGAUAGGAUUUCUGUAAAACCCAAAAGAGGAACCAGUUUUUUUUUUGGAGAUUCACAUGAGUAAAGCCUGAUCUGUCAAUGUGGAUAGAUUAGAAGUCAGAAUAAAGUCUGAAUCAAACGAUUGUUGCUGAGGUAAAAGCCACAAAUGUGUUGUUUGUUUUGAUUUCAAAUGUGCAACCUCAAUAAAAUGGAAUGAAAGAAAUACUAACGUGUAAUCUUGCACAUUUUAAUAAACUGUGUAGCAGAUAUUUAUUGAUUUUUAAAUGUGCUAUUUUAAUUGUUUGCCUAAAGUUAAUAGAACUAUCAGGUCCUUGAAUUCACUUUUAGAUACUGGCUGCAAAUUUUAUUUUUUUUCCAUAUGCUUGGAUCUUCCCCUGACGUGAAAAACUUGUAUGAUGCUUAUUGUUUGUUAUGGCACUUAGUGUGAUGUCAGAAAGUUAAUGUGUGGGUUUGGUCUGAAUAAAUAUUUUGUACUGCAA
This is a messenger RNA of Hippoglossus stenolepis (Pacific halibut), 5213 nucleotides long. RefSeq names its product immunoglobulin-like and fibronectin type III domain-containing protein 1. NCBI's taxonomy places the organism in Eukaryota, Metazoa, Chordata, Actinopteri, Pleuronectiformes, Pleuronectidae. The coding region runs from base 226 to 4716 and encodes 1496 amino acids. Gene Ontology annotation, molecular function: protein binding. The transcript has 25 exons. The record is from RefSeq and is a predicted model, not a curated record.